This is a messenger RNA of Amaranthus tricolor (Joseph's coat), 2151 nucleotides long. RefSeq lists its product as uncharacterized. Bases 1 to 2151 code for a protein of 716 amino acids. The transcript is spliced from 3 exons. Gene Ontology annotation, biological process: DNA integration. The record is from RefSeq and is a predicted model, not a curated record. Gene Ontology annotation, molecular function: nucleic acid binding. NCBI's taxonomy places the organism in Eukaryota, Viridiplantae, Streptophyta, Magnoliopsida, Caryophyllales, Amaranthaceae.
AUGGAAGAAGAACCAAGAACUGUCAUAACACCAGACCAACCGAUCACGAUGGGGCAAUUGUUGCAACUGAUCAACCAGUUAAACACCAACAAAUUACCCACCGAAAACACCAACACCCUCUCAAUAUCAGAGAAGCUAACAAACCAGAAUUACACAAAAUGGUCAAGGCUGAUGCACUUAGCCAUUAGUGGACGAGGUCGUCUCAAUCACAUCAUCGACGACCCACCAUCCAAAAACGACCCAGCGUACAACCAAUGGACCAGAAGUGACUCGAUGGUUAUCUCAUGGAUUUUGGAGAAUAUUGACUCAAACCUGGUGAAUCAGUAUCUCGAUUUCCCAACAGCCAAAGUAUUAUGGCAAGGGAUUGAGACGCUAUACAGUAGUGGGAGAGACGGCCUGCAAAUAUUCGACCUAACAGUCAAAACCAACAAAACUCAACAAGGCACAAACACAAUCGAGACCUACUACAGUAAACUACUUAUGCUUUGGAAGGAAAUAGAUAGGAGACAACCGAACCCCAUGAAGGAUCCAGGUGACAUCAUCAUCAUCUACAAUCAAUUAACUCAACAAAAUCGUUUAUACCAGUUUUUAGCCGGAAUCAAUGAGUCAUUUGACAAAGACAGAAGAGAUCUUUUUCUCUUAGACCUACUCCCAACAGUGGAGGAGGCCUAUGCUAGCAUAAGGAGGGAGGUAAUGAGACGUGGAAUCAUGAAAACGGAGCCCUCAUCAGAUCUAGAAUCACCGGGCUCCGAUGGAGUUUUUACGGCCAAAGGAAGGACUUACCGGCGGGAAGAUGAUAAGUCUCACCUCAAAUGUACCUACUGUGGAGGUACAAGGCACACGAGAAACGAGUACUUCAAACUCGUUGGCUACCCUGAGUGGUGGCCGGAUACAAAGAAAAAAGGGGAAAAGAAACCGACCCAUUUUUCCGAUCACAACCGGGCCGGUAGGGCAGCAGUGGGAUGGAGCAAUGAUGACCCCCCAUCAAUGGAGGAAAAAGAAAAACAAGGGGCGGCCAUGACCAGUACAGAUAUCGAAGGAGGAGGAAGAGACCUCCUUUCAAUCAGAAACGACGCACAAACAGAACAAGAAGAGGAAAGAUUAGGGUUAAGGGGAGGGGGACGUGAAAAUGAGGCUUCUCAGCCCUUUAUAAAGGGAAGAGGACCACAUACAAUGUCAUUUGACCCGAAUGAUUUUUUGACUCAUGACAAACCUAAGAAAGACAUCAUUAAAACCGCAAAUGGGGAAGGGAUUAAAAGAGAUGGAUUGUAUUACUUGGACGAGGAGACUCAAAAAGGUAAAGCGGCACUUGUUCGCGGGCCAAAGGAAAGGCAACUAUGGCAUCGACGUUUGGGACAUCCUUCUGUAGGGUACCUAGAAAAACUUUUUCCUAAUUUUGUAGGGUUAAAACCUGAGUUUAAGUGUGAAACAUGUAUUCUUGCAAAGAGUCACAAACACUCGUAUUCUAAUAGCUUGAAUAAAGUUGAUGUGCCCUUUAUGCUUGUUCAUUCUGAUGUGUGGGGCCCUGCUCCAGUUGUAGGACUACAUGGUUUUUCGUAUUUUGUUACAUUUAUUGAUGAUUGUACCCGCAUGAGUUGGAUUUAUUUUCUUAGACAGAAAUCUGAAGUCUUUCGUGUGUUUGUUGAGUUCUAUAAUAUGAUUUGUACCCAAUUUCAAACCCAACCCCGCAUGCUCCGAACUGACAAUGGUAGAGAAUAUAUCAAUUCUAACAUGGACCUCUUCUUUAAACAAAAAGGCCUCAUACAUCAAACAUCUUGUCCUAACACACCCCAACAAAACGGAGUGGCAGAAUGGAAAAAUCGCACACUACUUGAGAUGACCCGUGCUAUUAUGCUUGACUCUCGUGUUACCACUCAUCUUUGGCCGGAAGCCGUCGCUACUGCCAAUUACCUUACCAAUAGACUUCCCACAAAGAGUCUCCAAUACCACACACCCCUAGCCACCCUCCAAACCCAUUUCCCUAUACCCUCUACGCAUAUUCUACCUCCUCGCAUAUUUGGGUGCACGUUUUUCGUUCAUUGUCCAACAAGGGUACGAAACAAAUUUGAACCAAGAGCAGUGAAAUGUGUUCUUAUUAGAUAUGGUCGCAAUCAAAAGGGUUAUCGGUGCUAUGAUGCCUCGACUAGAUAA